Molecule: messenger RNA, 2025 nt
Organism: Trypanosoma theileri
Lineage: Eukaryota; Euglenozoa; Kinetoplastea; Trypanosomatida; Trypanosomatidae
Exons: 1
Coding region: 1-2025 (674 amino acids)
Source: RefSeq, a predicted model, not a curated record
AUGUCCACACUAGAGAACUGCACAGAUGCGUUGCUGCAGCAGAAGGCCGUGCAGUCAAGUAAUUACGAGCGACUGGAGUCGCGACUGAUGGAGAUGGAGCGCACAAAGCGGUCGCUCUUCUUUGGACUGAAGGAAAUCAUCACCGACGUGGAGCGACGCCGGCAGGAUUUGUGUGAACUGCGUGAAGAGACCGUCCGGCAACAACAACAACUGCAGCAGAGCUCCGUGAAGUUUGGUGCCCUCGUCACUUUUAUUGGCAGCGAACAGAAGAAAUCUCUGCGGUUGCGGGAUGCACUUGAGAGUUGUGCCACGGCGUGGACGGGUUGCCCGGCGAGAGUGUCGUUGUUGUUGCGGGCCCUGCAGGAGCGGCGUGUGUUUAUGCGGCAGUUGUCGGAUGUGUUGAUUGGCCUGCAGCGACUGCGGGCUUUAGUGCAAGUCACGCGGCGGGUGGAGGCGGCAAAGACACUCCUGCAGGAACGCAUGAAUGAACAUGUGAAGAUGAGCGAACGGGUGGAGGCUGCUGUCCAGCAACAAGAGAAACAACAAACAGAAAGACUACAGUUUUUACAAGCGUGUAGAAUACGGCUAUUGAGUGAGGGAGAGGAAUUAUGGCAUGCGGCUCAACAGAAGGAACAAUGGCUCUUGUUUAUACAGUCGGCAUAUGAUCGUGCAUGUCUGGAUCACGCCGCCGCAGAGGCCCGUAAUGCUAUUUACAGAAUGGCAUUGCAAGAGGCACUCACACUCACCGACAGACACGGCGCCGUGCGGGAGCAUCUUGCAUUAACAGCACGAUUCACAGAAUGGUACUCUAUGCAGUUACGUGAGAAACGAACGAUGAUUGAAAUGUACACACAUAUCAUCAUGGAUACAUUACAGGCACAAGAGCAGCAUUUGAUAACGCAGAAGGAACUUGCAAUGGAGGAGCGCAAGAAAACAAAUUCUGCUCUAUUAUUAUCACGAGAAACACAUGUAAAGAUCUGUGAAGCGAUUGCAAUACACGAAAGACGGGCGGAGGGUCUUCGUCUCGUGCAUGCCGCCGUUCGAGCCUUCCGCCGUUGUCAAGAUCAACAACGUCUUCACAUUCACCGUGAGCGUAGAGCUCAUGAGAGUAUUAUGGAAACUGCACGAGUGGCAUAUGAACAGCGAGUGGCUGCACGGCGGUUGUUUGCCCUGCAGUGUGAGGCGCGUGAGGGACUACAAGCGGAAGAAACAUUAACACGCGGGACUAUUGAAGAGAUGGAAGGCGAUACACGUGAAGUUAUGGCACAACAACAACAGCAAGAAGAACAAGAACAACUCUUACACGAACAACAAAAACAACAACAACAAGAAAAAUUAAUUUCUAGACGUGUUGUUGCUGAGAAGAAAGAGGAAACCAUUGGUGAGGCACUCGCUCUCAUAACACCAAAGAAAGGUACGACACGGCGAUCACACACAGAGAAGAAGCGACCACGGAGUAAUACGGUAUUAUCCAGCGCGGCCAUUCGACGUACAUAUCCCAAUCUAUCUCAACAACAAAAAGAAGAAGUAGACGAAGAGGAAAUAUCACCGAAUUCUUCAGUUUCAUCUAUUGGUGCGACAAAGACAUUUGGCACGCGACUCCCACUCAGUGCACUGAAGAAGAGAACUAUGAAAGGUUCACCUCUACGCACACUUCCAAUAAAUGUGGAUAUGGCUAGUAAUAGCGGAAAGAAAAAGGAUCGUCGUGAGAAUAAGAACCACAUUACAGGGAUAAAACGAACUUAUACCUCUUCACCACUGCCGCGGCCACCUGUUAACGCGAACUCUACCUGCGCUCUCAGUACUGCUCUAAGCUCCGCAUUCACACGUUCUAAUUUUAAUAAUACUCAUACAAAUACAAAUACUGCUACAGCUGCUGCCGCUAAUCCUAGUGCGGCGACUGUUGCUGGGGGAUUGAGUAAAGGCCGUCCAUUAACCAGACCUCGUCCUUCUGCUGUGAUAACAAAGGAUGUUUGGUGUGAAGGGAAGGCAGAUGAUAUUUUUGCUGAUGUUUUUUCCUUUUAA